This is a messenger RNA of Spea bombifrons (plains spadefoot toad), 3485 nucleotides long. It is a transcript of the gene ALK, whose product is annotated as ALK receptor tyrosine kinase. Gene Ontology annotation, molecular function: ATP binding; transmembrane receptor protein tyrosine kinase activity. NCBI's taxonomy places the organism in Eukaryota, Metazoa, Chordata, Amphibia, Anura, Pelobatidae. Gene Ontology annotation, cellular component: membrane; signaling receptor complex. Gene Ontology annotation, biological process: regulation of neuron differentiation; protein phosphorylation; regulation of cell population proliferation. The record is from RefSeq and is a predicted model, not a curated record. The transcript is spliced from 20 exons. The coding region runs from base 147 to 3098 and encodes 983 amino acids.
UUUGGCUGGGAAUCCGUGCUUCUUGGUCCAAGGAAUCAGAUGCUGUUAUUGCCUUUGACAAUAUUUCGCUGAGCCUGGGCUGCUACCUGACAAGUAAUGGAGAAACGCCUCUACAAAUCACGUCUUACCUAUCAAGCAAUCUCUUAAUGGAAAGCAGCAGCCAGAAGCGAAACAACUCUAUAGAGAAGCUUCCAGAGGAGGAGGACGAGGAGGACGACGAUCAUGGGCAUAUGCCCCAGCCGUACCCACCAGGCUAUUGGCUGUUCAGUACCUGUGGAGCCAGCGGCCCCUACGGACCAAAUCAAAAAAUGUGCAACGACGAGUAUGGGAAAUUCAAUAUCAGUGUUACCGUUGGAACCGGAGAGAUGAAAGGGGUGCAGAUUUGGAGAGUCCCGGAAACAAAUACAUACAGGAUCGCAGGUUAUGGAGCCGGUGGCGGAAAAGGGGGGAAAACCCCGACGCGAGCCCACGGCACGUGCAUAGUGGGUAUAUUCGAACUCCAAAAAGAUGACGUGCUGUACAUGCUGGUUGGACAACAAGGGGAAGACGCGUGUCCUCAAACCAACUCUGUCCUUGAAAUGGUUUGCACUGGGGAGAAUACUAAGAUCGAAGAAGAAAUCCGGGUUAACGGGAGUGUGAACGAAUGGGCAGGAGGCGGUGGAGGAGGAGGAGGAGCGACCUAUGUAUUUAAGAUGGAGAAUGGAAAACCUUCCCCGCUGCUGAUAGCCGCAGGGGGGGGCGGAAGAGCCUACUGGGCCAAAGCAAAUAUUAUUCACCCGGAGAGACUGGAAAAUAGUACUACUAUACCAGGACUGAAUGGGAGAUCCGGGGCUGCUGGCGGUGGAGGAGGCUGGAGUGACCACACCGUGUACCCGUGGGCUGGGAAGUCACUCGCAGAAGGUGGCAUCGGAGGAGAGUCCUGCCCUCAGGCCAUAAAGAAAUGGGGGUGGGAGACGAGAGGGGGAUUUGGAGGAGGUGGCGGCGGAUGUUCAUCGGGUGGUGGUGGCGGGGGAUUUAUAGGGGGUAACGCCGCUGAUGAGAACAGCCCAGAGAUGGACGGCUUGGAUGGAGUAUCUUAUAUCAGCCCUCUUGGGGUUUUAUAUACUCCUCCGCUCACAGUGAUGGAGAGCCACGGAGAGGUGGAGAUCAAAGUGGAGCUGAACUGCAGCCGCUGCGAGUCGGACGAAUGUUACCUGGAUGAAGAAACCCAAAAAAUGGCUUGCCUCUGCGAACCGGGGACCGUCGUGGCGCAGGACGGGGUCUCCUGCAUCGAUGACCCGUUGCAGCCUGCCCAUGACAAUCACCUCCCUUUGUCACUGGUUUUGUCUAUUGUGACCUCUGCGCUUGUGGCCGCCCUCAUCCUGACAUUUUCAGGUAUCAUGAUAGUGUAUCGGAGGAAACACCAGGAGCUCCAGGCCAUGCAAAUCGAGCUACAGAGUCCGGACUACAAGCUGAGCAAGGUGCGAACGUCCACCAUCAUGACGGACUACAACCCCAACUACUGCUUCGCCGGGAAAAUCACCUCCGUCGGCGACCUCAAAGAGGUUCCCCGGAAGAACAUUUCUCUCAUAAGAGGACUCGGUCAUGGAGCGUUUGGAGAAGUGUACGAAGGCCAAGUGUUGUCCAGUCCCACUGACCCCACGCCGCUGAAGGUUGCCGUGAAGACUUUGCCCGAGGUGUGUUCUGAGCAGGACGAGCUGGACUUUCUUAUGGAAGCUCUCAUUAUUAGCAAAUUCAGCCACCAGAAUAUUGUUCGCUGUAUCGGAGUGAGUCUGCAGGCCUUACCCCGCUUUAUCCUACUGGAGCUCAUGGCCGGAGGGGACCUGAAAUCCUUCCUCAGACAGACGCGACCCAGGCUGACGCAGCCGUCUUCGCUUACGAUGCUCGACUUGCUGAAUGUGGCCCGAGACAUCGCCCAUGGCUGCCAGUAUCUCGAAGAAAACCAUUUCAUUCACAGGGAUAUCGCCGCAAGGAACUGCUUGCUGACGUGUCAGGGUCCUGGGAGGGUCGCCAAGAUAGGCGAUUUCGGUAUGGCCCGGGACAUCUACAGGGCCAGCUAUUACCGAAAGGGAGGCUGUGCCAUGCUGCCCGUGAAAUGGAUGCCCCCCGAGGCCUUCAUGGAGGGGAUUUUCACGUCGAAGACUGAUACAUGGUCUUUUGGGGUCCUGCUGUGGGAGAUCUUCUCCUUGGGGUACAUGCCGUAUCCCAGUAAGAGUAACCAGGAGGUACUGGAGUUUGUAACAAGCGGAGGAAGAAUGGAUCCACCCAAGAACUGCCCCGGGCCUGUGUAUCGUAUAAUGACACAGUGCUGGCAACAUCAACCUGAAGACCGACCCAAUUUUGCUAUCAUACUUGAGCGGAUUGAAUACUGCACGCAGGAUCCGGAUGUGAUCAAUACCUCCUUACCAGUGGAAUACGGACCUGUGAUUGAGGAAGAAGAGAAGGCUCCCACGCGUCCGGAGGACCCUGAUGUUAUUCCACCCCUUAUUGUCAUGCCUGAAAAGCCAGUAAAGGAAGACAGACAAAAGCUCAAGUCUCCCCCUCCUGUGCCACCCAGCAGAGGUGGCAAACUUCCCAAUAAAGUACAUGCAGAGCCACAGAGACAAGUCGAUUCCACCCCAGCGGUGGGUGGCGGGCCCACCAAUAUGUUUGCCCAAGCAAACCCACCUACGGAGCUGCACAAUAGCAGAGGCUCAAAUAAGCCCACCAACCUCUGGAACCCUACUUACGGUUCUUGGUUCACAGGAAAAACUGUUCCAAAAAAUACUUCUCCAUUGGAUCAACCGGUACCCGCCGAGAGAGAGAAUACCGGCAACCCGGGGCAUGUCCACGAGGGACAUUGUAUGGCUCCUCAAAGAGUUACUUCUGGCAGACUUCCUACCAUUCCCGGCUCAUCUGUGCUCCUAGAACCCUCAACACUGACUUCAAAUAUUCAGGAAGUGCCUCUGUUUAGGCUUCGCCACUUCCCAUGUGGCAACGUUAAUUACGGCUACCAGCAGCAGGGCUUGCCUGUUGAGGUGCCGGUUGUCCCAUGCCCGGCAGAACACAAAGACGUGGUUCCUAGGAGCAGGAGCAACGACACCCAAGAAAAACUCUAAUUCUUAUUGUCGCGGUUCAGUCAUUGACAUUACGGGGGGGGAGACUUCUGACCACGUGUCGCCUACCUAAAAGAAGAGAAGCCAACAGAUACAUGUUCUAUGUAUCAGAGUAACACGAAGAAACGGCGGGUAUCCAAGCCUUUUGGACGUCAACUGGAAAGGCUUGAUUGAUGGUCAAGGACGACCUUCUUUGUUAUGUUACAUUGUGACUGUAUGCUUUUAUCUAAAGGUUCUUCUCCAAAGAGAUACAGAUGUAUUGUUUCAGCUCCCGUGUAGAUUAGUGAGGGGAGCCCUAGUGUUUGAGGCCAUAGCAUUCGUGCACACAAACUCCAGCCAUAGAUAGACAACCCUUGAAGGACCUGAGCCGUCUUCUCACACGUUCCCUUU